Messenger RNA from Hibiscus syriacus, 1503 nucleotides. Its product is annotated as protein NODULATION SIGNALING PATHWAY 2-like. The coding region runs from base 1 to 1503 and encodes 500 amino acids. Gene Ontology annotation, cellular component: nucleus. Gene Ontology annotation, biological process: regulation of DNA-templated transcription. The record is from RefSeq and is a predicted model, not a curated record. Gene Ontology annotation, molecular function: DNA-binding transcription factor activity; sequence-specific DNA binding. NCBI's taxonomy places the organism in Eukaryota, Viridiplantae, Streptophyta, Magnoliopsida, Malvales, Malvaceae. The transcript is spliced from 2 exons.
AUGAUGCAAACGAGGGUGCUGGAUCAUAGAAACAAGCAUGUGCCAUUGGCAAUGGCCACUGACGACGCCUUCGAGGCUGACUUCUACAGCAGCAGCAGCACUACGACCAACACAGACGAUGGCCCUGCCUCUGACUGGAAUCACUGGGGGUCUCCUCUUGUUGAUUGGAACUCAUUAUCCAGUGAGCGAGAUGAGUUUCAAGACCUCAUUGAGUCGAUGAUGGAUGAUGGGACCGGGUUUGAGUUGGCUCGAGUAGGCCAUGAAACCAGUAACUCAGUCUCAACUGAUACCAUGGUUGCGGAUGAAGAAACCCAGGGUGAGGAUUCCAAAGGGGUGAGGUUGGUUCAUCUGCUGAUGGCCGCUGCUGAGGCGCUAGCGGGGGCUAACAAGAGCCGUGAAUUGGCUCUGGUGAUAUUGGUUCGGCUCAAGGAGUUGGUUUCCCCCAAUGACGGAACCAACAUGGAAAGGGUAUCGGCCUAUUUCACCGAGGCCUUACAAGGUUUACUGGAUGGCUCCGGCCGCAACCAUGGGAAGUAUUUAAUAAACAAUCGAUCGUACAACCACUGCGAUGACCACCAUCACACUGAGAUGCUCACAGCUUUUCAGCUGCUGCAAGACAUGUCCCCGUAUGUCAAAUUUGGUCACUUUACGGCUAAUCAAGCUAUCCUGGAAGCUGUUUCCCAUGAUAGGAGGAUCCACAUAGUGGACUAUGAUGUCAUGGAAGGGAUCCAGUGGGCGUCUUUGAUGCAAGCCUUGGUGUCCAGGAAAGACGGACCACCAACCCCACAUCUUAGGAUCACGGCUUUAUCGAGAUCGGGCAGCGGACGGCGAUCAAUCGGGACCAUUCAAGAAACAGGUCGAAGAUUAUUAGCCUUUGCAGCCUCAAUUGGGCAGCCCUUUUCAUUUCAUCAAUGUAGACUGGACUCUGAUGAAACGUUUCGACCAGCAGGCUUGAAGUUAGUUAGAGGAGAGGCGUUGAUAAUGAAUUGUAUGUUGCACUUGCCUCACUUCAGCUACCGAGCACCUCACUCGGUCGCUUCGUUUUUAUCCGCUGCCAAGACCUUGAACCCUCGAUUAGUGACCCUGGUGGAAGAAGAAAUCGGACCCAUUGGAGAUGGAGGGUUCGUGGGACGGUUCAUGGACUCGUUGCACCAUUACUCGGCCGUGUAUGACUCUCUCGAAGCAGGAUUCCCUAUGCAAAACUGUGCUCGAGCCUUAGUCGAAAGAGUAUUUCUAGGGCCACGAAUAGCCGGAUCAUUGGCAAGGAUUUACCGAAGCGGAGGAGAGGAAGAAGGCUGUGGUUGGUCAAAAUGGUUAGCAACAAUGGGAUUCAAGGGUGUUAACAUCAGCUUUGCCAAUCAUUGUCAAGCAAAAUUACUGCUAGGCUUAUUCAAUGACGGAUACAGGGUGGAGGAAUUGGACAAUAACAGGCUUGUCUUAGGUUGGAAAUCCAGACGUCUGCUAUCAGCUUCCAUUUGGACAUCUCCGGACAAUGAUUUGUAA